Molecule: messenger RNA, 195 nt
Organism: Mobula hypostoma (lesser devil ray)
Lineage: Eukaryota; Metazoa; Chordata; Chondrichthyes; Myliobatiformes; Myliobatidae
Product: H/ACA ribonucleoprotein complex subunit 3-like
Exons: 1
Coding region: 1-195 (64 amino acids)
Biological process (GO): positive regulation of telomerase RNA localization to Cajal body; snRNA pseudouridine synthesis; ribosome biogenesis
Cellular component (GO): box H/ACA snoRNP complex
Molecular function (GO): snoRNA binding; telomerase RNA binding
Source: RefSeq, a predicted model, not a curated record
AUGUUCCGGCAGGACUACCUGAACAGUGACGGGGAGCGGGCAUACACCCUGAAGAAGCUGGACACCCAGGGUCGAGUGACCACAACAGCCCACCCAGCUCGGUUCUCCCAGGACGGCAAACACUCAAGGCACAGGGUGCCACUGAAGAAACGUUUCAAUAUCCUGCCUACCGAGCAGCCGGCUUCUGCCCUCUGA